CGGAAAAAGUGACUUAUUAUAUUUUCUCAUAGUAUUUGAACCAUUUGUUUUGUGUUUUCUUAAAAUUGCUUUCUUGGGAGAAAAUGGAAGUGGGAUCUGUUGAGGGUAGUUUCCUGUUUAAUUAUCACAUGCCACACACUACAAGACUCUGUUUGGUCUGUGGUGCAUGUCUGAUGUGGAUCACCAAUGAUUUCUAGUAAGACCAAUGUGACAAUGAUUGCUCAUAUUGGUAUAUGUAAAUUUUCUUUCUAUUAUUCUCCUAAAGUGAGGGUUUAGUUUAGUAGAAGCGGUUGAUCACACCACUAAUGAUUUUAUUGGCUUUCAAGUUGUAGAAAGCAGAAAACAAUUAACAAAAAUGCUGCCACAGCGGAUGAAGAAAGCCAUCACUGACAACCCAAAGAAACUUGCCAACUUGAUUGACCUUGUAAAUCUUCCUUCAACGCUCCGAGAAUUUGUGGGUCAAUCUCAGAUCUCUCGUUUGGGCUGUUUCAUGCGUGUCUGGUCAUACAUCAAGGCCAACAAUCUCCAGGUCCUCCAUCUCUCCCUUAUGUUUAUAUAUUCAAUUAUGUAGUUGAAAGUUUUAGAAAGUACAUAUAUUUUUUCUUAAGUAACUAUAACUUGUAUGAUUGAUUAACAAUCCAUGAUGCACAUACUACUGAUUGUGUCUUUAUCUUACGUGGAUCCUAAUGCAUUAGGUUUUGUGGUUUCAUUUGGGAAAUGUGAGAAUAGUUUUUUAAUGAUUUAACAAAUGUAAUGAUCUCUCAUUUCCAUAUAUUCCAUCAUUUUUCUCAUUACUACAUUAGUUACUCACUUCAAAAAAUGUUGUCACUUUACUUUUGU
Camellia sinensis is the source of this 840-nucleotide messenger RNA. The record is from RefSeq and is a predicted model, not a curated record. Lineage: Eukaryota; Viridiplantae; Streptophyta; Magnoliopsida; Ericales; Theaceae.